AAUCACUUCCUUGGCAUUUGCAUGUGAGUGAACGGGGAGUGUUUGCCUGUGCAGGUGAGUGUGUUAAAAGUAAGAAGCAAUACAGGCAGAAAUCAGCCAGCAUGCUGUUGUCUAAAGCUCUGCUAGCUCGAAAUUUGGCUACAUCUUUAAAGAAGCAACCUGCUUGCUUAAUGCAUCAGUCUGGUGACUGGGGAAACUGGGGACACACCAAUGUUGCCAUUGUUUUCUCAGGCUCAGGAUGCUGGGAUGGAACAGACACACAUGAAGCUGCCUACACUCUCUUUCACCUAAGUAAUUAUGGGGCCAAGUUCCAGAUGUAUGCACCCAACCAGCAGCAAAUGCAUGUGAUCGAUCACACUCGGAACCAGCCCAUGUCUGACGACAGCAGGAAUGUAAUGACUGAGUCCGCCCGCCUGGCCCGUGGCAAAAUUCAAGAUCUCUCCAGGCUUGACGUUAACAGUUUUGAUGCUGUUAUCUUCCCCGGUGGCUUUGGUAUCACAAAAAAUUUGUCUUCUUACAACAAUGAUGGCAAAGACUGCAAGCUCAACAAUGAUGUGGAAAGAAUUCUGAAGGACUUCCACCGAGCCCGCAAGCCCAUUGGUCUUUCAUGCACAUCACCUAUCUUAGCUUGCCGUGUACUUCCUGGGAUCGAGGUUACCAUGGGUCAUGAACGUGAUGAGAGCAGCCGCUGGGGACGUUGGCCAUACUACAGUAUGACACAAGCAGUGAAGAACAUGGGAGCCAAACACAUGAUCAGAGAGCCUUUUGAAGCUCAUGUGGAUGAGAAGAAUCGAGUCGUCAGCACACCAGCGUUCAUGUGGGAGACUGACUACCAUUACCACUACAUCUUUGAUGGGAUUGGCAACAUGGUGAAGCAUGUCUUACGUAUGUCUGGGAAGUAGAUGAACUCUGCUGCUCCCCACUGCCGCUAACCACCAGGCAGGUCUCCUGCAAUCAGAAAAAAGGGGUCUUGUAUGGAGGAGGAAAGUGAAAAAAGAAGUAGCUGGAAAUUAGCAAAGGCAAAAAUGAUGAACAUUUAAAUGUUGCUGUAGAUUUAAGAAGGUUGAACUGUCCUAUUUCAUUUUAUCUGCUAGUGUCUCAGACUGUCCAGCAGCGUCUGUAUAGGACAGCUUCAAACCUGCAGGAUGGUCUAGAUCUCCAGCAGCAAAAUGGGUCCUUUCUAAGCCUGCUUGUCAGCUUUGGGGCUAGAAGUUGAAGUCACAUGCAGAUGUGGUUUCUUGUUUGUUUCCCAGCAGUGAGGUGACAUUGGGCCACCCAUGGAUCAGUGGGUAUCAUACAGGGUCAUUUGUUUGUGUAGCAUUCUAAUUAGCUAAAAGUUGCAUGUGAAAACACAUGUAUGUCCUUAAUUUUCUGAACUGUGUGGGAGUUCUGUUGCUUGUUUGUACUCACACAGUCUUUGACAAUGCCUACGUUUGAAUCCACACGUGACACAGUUAAUCACUACCAUCCCUGUUAUUUCAAUGUUUAUCUCUGCCACUUCAGUGUGAUUUCUGCAGUGUUCAGUACUGCCUGAUGUUCAUGUUCCCUAAAUGUCAGUCUUUUGCAAGGACCUUUAGCACCAGGCUGCAUCUACUUUAAAUCCUGCCUUCCACAAAUGUAAUAAAAGGAAAACCAGUUUCAUUCACUGUAAUCAAAAAUGGGACUUAUUUUGACUCUGACUCUCUCACAACCCUGAAAUUAGUAUUGAAUAUGUCAAACACUGGCAUGUUUAACAGCCCUGACAAUUUGUAGAAUUGCUCACUACUUUAAUAAUGCAUGAUUAAAAAACUAUUACUGCA
This is a messenger RNA of Protopterus annectens (West African lungfish), 1799 nucleotides long. RefSeq names its product ES1 protein, mitochondrial-like. Gene Ontology annotation, cellular component: mitochondrion. The coding region runs from base 102 to 902 and encodes 266 amino acids. Lineage: Eukaryota; Metazoa; Chordata; Ceratodontiformes; Protopteridae. The record is from RefSeq and is a predicted model, not a curated record. The transcript is spliced from 7 exons.